UAAAUUACUAUUUUUUUGCUAUAGUUUAAUAUUCACGGUGACACUGUACACUAUAUUAUAGAGCUAGGACAACUAACCUCUCAUCCCCAUCUUUUUCAUUUCGCCUCGCUAAGGUAACGAUUUAGCGAUAAAAUGGCAAUCAGACCAGCAUACCGGCCGACAAUUGUCAAGAAGAGGACAAAGAAGUUCGUCAGACAUCAAAGCGACCGCUAUGACAAGCUCAAGCGUAACUGGAGGAAGCCCAAGGGUAUUGACAACAGAGUACGUAGACGUUUCAAGGGCCAGUACUUGAUGCCCAACAUUGGAUACGGUAGUAAUGCUAAAACUAGACAUAUGCUACCCACUGGAUUCAGGAAAGUCCUCGUACACAAUAUCAAGGAGUUGGAAGUCCUGAUGAUGCAGAACCGUAAAUUCUGCGCUGAAAUCGCCCACGCAGUAAGCAGUAAAAAACGCAAAUCCAUUGUUGAACGUGCCCAGCAAUUGUCUAUCCGUGUAACGAACGCUAACGCACGUAUCCGUUCUGAAGAAAACGAAUAAGCUGGAAAUUUGUAUUUUACUUUUAAUUAAAUAUAAACAAAAACUAAACAACA
Messenger RNA from Cotesia glomerata, 590 nucleotides. It is a transcript of the gene RpL32, whose product is annotated as 60S ribosomal protein L32. The record is from RefSeq and is a predicted model, not a curated record. Gene Ontology annotation, molecular function: structural constituent of ribosome. Gene Ontology annotation, biological process: translation. Gene Ontology annotation, cellular component: cytosolic large ribosomal subunit; ribosome. NCBI's taxonomy places the organism in Eukaryota, Metazoa, Arthropoda, Insecta, Hymenoptera, Braconidae. Bases 133 to 537 code for a protein of 134 amino acids. The transcript is spliced from 4 exons.